Molecule: messenger RNA, 1350 nt
Organism: Rhodotorula graminis WP1
Lineage: Eukaryota; Fungi; Basidiomycota; Microbotryomycetes; Sporidiobolales; Sporidiobolaceae
Exons: 5
Coding region: 1-1350 (449 amino acids)
Biological process (GO): phospholipid biosynthetic process
Cellular component (GO): membrane
Molecular function (GO): phosphotransferase activity, for other substituted phosphate groups
Source: RefSeq, a predicted model, not a curated record
AUGGGCAUCUACAUCCCCGCCUCGAAGCGGGACCGCCUCCUCAAGUACCGGUACUCGUCCACCGACCUCUCCCUCACCUCGAAGUACAUCCUCAACCCGUUCUGGAACAAGCUCGUCCUCGCGUUCCCGCAAACGAUGGCGCCCAACGCCAUCACGCUCCUCGGCCUCUCCCUCAUUUUCGUCAACUUCCUCACCCUCCUGUACUACAACCCGACCCUGUCAGUCGGCUUCAAGCCCCUCCACGUGUCCAAGGGCGGCAUGUGGGACCCGCUCUUCCCGCCGACCGCGUCCGAGUCGUCGACCCUCCACUCGAUCUUCACCUGGCUCGGCGUGCGAGCGGGCGCCGAGAGCGCCGAGGCGGCCCCGAGGUGGCUCUACUGGACCUUCUCGGUCGGCCUGUUCGCGUACCAGAGCCUCGACGCCAUCGACGGCAAGCAGGCGCGGCGCACGGGCACGAGCGGUCCGCUCGGCGAGCUGUUCGACCACGGCUGCGACGCCCUCAACACGACCCUCGCGUGCCUCCUCACGGCGUCGGCGCUCAACCUCGGCCUGUCGUGGUGGACCGUCGCGUCGCUCGUCGCGACCAACAUGAACUUCUACCUCACGACGUGGGAAGAGUUCCACACGGGCACGCUCUUCCUCUCGGCCUUCUCGGGCCCGGUCGAGGGUAUCCUCCUCGUCGUCGGCGUGUUCGCCGUCACGGGCUUCAAGGGCCCCGAAUUCUGGGACACGGGUAUCCUCACCAUCUUCGGCAUCGACCCGCCGACAAACUCGGUCCUGUCGGCGCUCCCGUUCCACGUCAAGAACCUGCCCCUCAACGACUGCUUCCUCGUGUUCUCGACCGUCGGCCUCUUGUUCAACAUCGUCUCGGCGACGCACAACGUCUACCUGUCGCUCCCGGCCAAGUCGCGCACCCCGUCGUCGCUCGUCAAGCCCAUCACGCGCCUCACGCCUUGGCUCGUCCACACGGCCGCCAUGGUGUCGUGGCUCCACGCCCGCGAGGAGCUCCUCCUCCGCACGACCCUCUUCAUCCCCUUCACGCUCUUCUGGGGCAUCGCGUUCGCGCACCAUGUCCAGCUCCUCAUCCUCGCGCACCUCACCUCGUCGCCCUUCCCCGCCGCGUGGCAGCACCCUCUCCUCGUCCUGUCGGCCCUCGGCGCCCUCGACGCCCGCCUCGGCAUCGUCCAGACGUCGCACGAGCGCGUCAAGUACACGGUCCUCGCCUGCCUCGCGCUCGGCACGCUCGUGUACGGCCACUUUGUCGUCGAGGUCAUUGGCGACAUCUGCGAGUUCUACGACAUCAAGUGCGUCUCGCCGUUCCUCUCCCUCUCUCUAGGUCUCGCGCCCUGA